Sphaeramia orbicularis (orbiculate cardinalfish) is the source of this 2090-nucleotide messenger RNA. It is a transcript of the gene gem, whose product is annotated as GTP binding protein overexpressed in skeletal muscle. The transcript is spliced from 4 exons. Gene Ontology annotation, molecular function: GTP binding; calcium channel regulator activity; GTPase activity. Gene Ontology annotation, cellular component: plasma membrane. Bases 443 to 1369 code for a protein of 308 amino acids. Gene Ontology annotation, biological process: negative regulation of high voltage-gated calcium channel activity. The record is from RefSeq and is a predicted model, not a curated record. Lineage: Eukaryota; Metazoa; Chordata; Actinopteri; Kurtiformes; Apogonidae.
CCCAUCCAGCCUCAGAGACGCGCUCACAUGGAGAUUACACAGACGGACUGCAGCAGCAGGAUUUCCCAGCCUAGUGUUUGUGCAAUGCAGACCCAAGUUUGUUCUGGAUGCGGGUCUUUGCGCCUCAAGUCGAUCUAUAGAAAGAGUUUGUAUCAGGCUGAAAAGUUCCCGUGACUGCAGUUUGACAAGAAAUGAAAGGAAGGAAAACAAAGUGAGUCUGACUCUGCUGCUGUGUUUGUAGUCUAAAACAGAUGACAUCUCUGUGAAGGAGAACAAUCUGAAGUGGAUGCAAUAAGAGGCUGUCCAACCAGCCUGUACCAGAACAAGUCCAGUGGUUUUUCAUCCUUUUUGUGGACGGAAACAGAGGUGAAAGCAUCACCUUCACCUGUUAAUCCCACCACUGUCUGCUAGUCCGGUCCAUCCUCCUGUCCUCACCGGUGCCAUGCUGUCCAGUGUGCGCCGCCACAGCCUCCGCCUCCAGUCGGAGCUCCACCGCUGGAGCAUCUGUGACCCGGGCAGCCACCUGCUCCCGGACGGACUCCUGGCCCGGGUCCCCGCCUGCAUCUCCCGCUCCAAGUCCUGCACCAGCUCCGCCGGGGAGUCCGACAGCAGCCGCGGGAGCUGGUCGUCCUCAGACUCGGUCAUCUCGUCUGAUUCGGCCGGAGACCAGACCGGCCCCGGGAAUCCGUACCGGGUGGUCCUGCUGGGGGCCAGUGGGGUCGGCAAGACGGCGUUUGCGAGCAUCUUCGCGGGUGCAGCGGACAGUAUGGACAGCGACGACUGUGAGCUGUUUGGAGAUGAGGUGUGUGAAAAAACAGUUGAAGUGGAUGGAGAACCUGCAACUAUAACUCUCCUUGACACCUGGGAUGCAGAGACUGACACUGACUGUCAGAGCUCCCAGCAGUGCAACAUGCAGACAGGUGAUGCCUACCUGUUGCUGUACUCCAUCACUGACAGGCCCUCCUUCCUGCGAGCCUCAGAGCUCCGGAUAACCCUGCGCCAGUUUCGUCCCGUUCACCACACACCCAUCAUUCUGGUGGGAAACAAGUGUGAUCUGGUGCGACGCAGAGAGGUUUCAGUCAGUGAGGGCAGAGCCUGUGCUGCGGUGUUUGACUGUAAGUUUAUUGAAACAUCAGCAGCCAUGCAGCACAAUGUCUGGGAGGCCUUCCACGGCAUUGUACGACAGCUGCGUCUACGCCGAGACUCUAAGGAAGCCAACAAACGCCGCAGGUACAUAAGCUCUAACUCCAGGCGUGAGAGUCUUCCUGUGAAGGCCAAACGUUUCCUCGAUAAGAUGGUGGCGAAGAACAACCCCAGCGUGGCCUUUUGGCUGAAGUCCAAGUCCUGCCACGAUCUCUCUGUGCUGUAGGAGCCAUCAGACAAUCAUUCCUGAUUCUGCACUAAACUGUGGCCAGGUGGAAGAGUUUCAGCCUGGACAGUGAACUGUGUGGACCCAGGCUGGAUGAAGUCGGCUUCUGAAGGGCUAAAAGUUCAAACCCAGUCAUCACUGUGGUCAGACGGGCCAUCAGCACAGUCGGUACAGUGUACAUAACUCUCCUGCACUGUCAUCCAUAUACUGGGUUUCAGUCUGAACUGAGUGGACUGAGCUCAGGUUGUCUGGGUUUAUGAUGACUGGACAGUCAGACCAUGAGGUUUUGUUUCUGCUCACACUGGCUCAUCAUGUCUUUGUGGCAGAUGGCUGCAGGGUAAAGAUAAUGGAGAGUGAAAGAAGGAUGAGGUGUGAUGUGUUUGACUCAUUUCUGUGUUUAUUACAAUAACAUUAACAUUAUCGUCCCUGCAGAUCUCUUCUUUUUUGUGUUUUUUGCCAUUUGGCUUUGAUCCUUGCCAAAUGUUAUUUAUCUGUUGACUGAAGAUACCAGAUGUAAGCUACUGACAACCAUGUGUGAUUAAUGUCAGAAUUUUGUAUGAUUGUAAUUCAGCAGUAUUUUACUUUAUUUAUAAUGUGUGUUUUUUUCACUUAUUGUAAAUAAAUAUGAGUUUGGGUAUGUAUGGUAUUUUGGUUCUUUAAUGCUGAUUAAGUGUUGCUCAUUGAAAUAAAGAGGCAUUAUGUCAUUUGAAAAAUACAAAAA